This is a messenger RNA of Cucurbita pepo subsp. pepo (vegetable marrow), 1084 nucleotides long. Lineage: Eukaryota; Viridiplantae; Streptophyta; Magnoliopsida; Cucurbitales; Cucurbitaceae. The record is from RefSeq and is a predicted model, not a curated record.
UUCGUGUGAUUGUAAUUGCUCGGAGACCUUUAGCUUAUCUAUAAAUGUCGGAAUUCCAUUGGAAUUUAGUUCUUGGAUUUCUUCCGGUUGCCGUCCGAUCUUAGUUUAUAUCAAAGCAUAUGCUGCAACUGCACAGCAUAUCCACAGCACCCACCUUUACAAAUCGCUAUCAACAACAACCCCCGUCAGCGCCGCCGCGAACUCCCAAAAUUAUGGACAAUAGGAUCGUAGUUCUAGUCACCGGCUGCGCCAAAGGCGGCAUUGGCUACGAAUAUUGCAAAGCAUUUUCCGAACAGGGCUGUCAUGUCUUCGCCACCGACCUUCCCCAACGUGCCCACCAGGUGUUCGACGAAAGUCCCCACAGAGUCGAAAUGCUUGAACUCGACGUGACGUCUGAUGAAAGUGUAGCAAAAGCAGUGGAGACUGUAAUUUCAAAGUGUGGACGUAUUGAUAUCUUGGUAAACAAUGCUGGGAUCGGUAGCAGUGGCCCGCUCGCCGAGCUUCCGUUGCAGGAUGUGAGGAAAGCUUGGGAAGUAAACACGCUUGGGCAGCUGAGGAUGGUGCAGCAAGUGGUGCCCCAUAUGGCUUCUUGUGGCAGUGGAGUCAUUGUCAAUGUCGGCAGCGUUGUAGGGAACGUGCCGACACCGUGGGCAGGGUCGUAUUGUGCUAGUAAGGCAGCUGUUCAUGCUAUGUCGCAUGUGCUGCGACUCGAGCUUAAGCCAUUUGGUAUCGACGUAGUGAUGGUGGUACCCGGGGCCAUAAGGUCCAAUUUUGGGAGCGCCACGGUCGAGAAUGUGAGAAGCCAAGAAUGGAAACUUUACAAGAAGUUCAAGGACGCCAUAGAAGAGAGGGCUAAUGCAUCACAGAGUGGGAGAUCAAGUGAUGCAGGGGAUUUUGCAAGAGAGGUUGUGAAGAAAGUGCUGAGGAAGAGGCCGCCAAGGCGAAUUGUUUUGGGGCAUUUGAGUGGCUUGUUAACCAUCAUGUCUUGGCUUCCACUUUGGGUGCAAGAUCUUUACUUCUCGCACCGCUUCAACUUGGAUAAAAAGGAAUCACGACUCUCCACAAUUGUAUGAUAUUGUCCACU